GAGAAGAAAAACCUACUUCCGGAUAAACAAACGAUUAACGUGAACCUUCAAGAACGCUAAGACCGUAUUUCAGCAGAUUUUGGUCGCACUUCUCCUCUAUCUCGUGUAGCUUGUGUUUGAGUGGUUAUGAAUUCGCUUGUGGGAUACGGGCUGUCCUCAGAGUCAGAAGAUGAGGAGACAGGAGAAGACAACCCGAAGGGCACCUUCAUAAAGCCAGAAUGUGCUGUUGAGCAGACGAAAAGCCGUAAUUUCCUGCUGCAGUCAGAAUCUCCAUCCAGCGAGUCUGAAUCUGAUCCAGAAAACCAGGAUCAAGAGGAGGCUCCCCAGCCAUUUUCAGAGCCCUCAUCGACCCCAUUGGUCCGUCCCCACCCUCAAAAACUCCCACCUCCACCUCUGGGCUCAGUUGGAGCUCUUUCUUCAGCCAGCAGUGUGUUUACAAACCCUUUCAAAGAAAAGGCAGAGGAGAGACUGAACGUCCUGCAGAAACACGUACCUCUCACUCUACAAGCUCGUCCCACCCAGAUUGGUGGGAAGCGCAUUUGUGUGGCCUACAGGAAGGACGGACGCUGCCGCUUUGGGAGCAAAUGUAAGUUUGCACAUGACAGUGAUCUGCAAAGCAACCGUACGGUCACUUCCGACAGCGGACCAAAAGACACUAACGUUACACACAAAAAUGAUCCCCUGGCUUCUGGAGAGGAACACAAGGAGACGGAUGAAGAGAAGGACAAUGAACAGAGGAAGAAGAAAAGAGUCGGGGUGAAUGAUUCUCUUAUUCCACCUAAACGCGCACUCAAGCAGUAUGCCAGACUCUCACAUCCAUGAUAGAGAAGUCUGUUUCUGUUUAUGUGACCUAUUCUGGCUGAUAAUUGACUUUCGUUUUGAGUGCUAGUUGUGUUGUAUCUAUUGAGUGACCAUUAUCUAUUAGUAACACCAUUAAGUGUUAUUAAUGAGGAGGUAAACUCGGUCUGUAAAAAUGUGUUACAGACUUUCUCCAGAGGUGUUUAGUGGACAAAGGAGAGAAGGAAAAAUGUAAUGAAUAUGUGUUAGGAUUAAAAUGUGGGUCCGUAGUUUUAAAAACUUGUUAUAUUAGUAAAAAUAUUGGUACAUAUUGGUUGCUUGAUGACUUUAAAAUGUGUUUGGUCAUUGUACGUUCCCCCUUUUCAGCAAUUAGUUGUCAGUUUAUGUUUUAUAUAUAUUUAUUUAUGGAAAUGAUAGAGAUUUUCCUUCCGUAGAAUUGGUUCAUUUCAGAUACAUUGUUCAGAAGUACUUUUAAAAUAAAUGAGUACUUUUUAUUAAUCAAAGAUUUAUUAAAUGUAUUAAACUGGUUGGCUGUGACUGUAAAGAUGUUUAUAAAGAAUGUUUAGAUUUCAAAUAUGGAAAAUAAAACCCUGAAAAUUAA
Molecule: messenger RNA, 1399 nt
Organism: Danio aesculapii
Lineage: Eukaryota; Metazoa; Chordata; Actinopteri; Cypriniformes; Danionidae
Exons: 2
Coding region: 127-822 (231 amino acids)
Molecular function (GO): metal ion binding
Source: RefSeq, a predicted model, not a curated record